CUUUACCUGCCAGAAAUACUGUUACGACCAUUUCUUACAGCUCCUCCCAAACAGCAGGCUAACUGUCGCGACCAAAGUACUAGCCGGUGAAUUUAAGCAGGUGGACCAGCGCGAAGCAGUAUAGGCACAUCGCGGCGGCACGGACAGGAACAACAGCCUGCCUGAUGUCUUCCUGUUUUCCCGCACAGACACCAGCCAUGGCCAGAUUCGUCUGCGUCAUCUUUCUGGCUCUCUCGGCGGCGGCGCAGGAUCUCCCCUCCAGUCCUCACGGCUGCACUGAAGGAAGCUGCUACCCUGCAACGGGAAACCUGCUGAUUGGCCGAGCCAUCAACCUGACGGCCACCUCCACCUGCGGCCUGCAAGGCCCUGAGCAGUACUGCAUAGUGAGCCACCUGCAGGAGUCGGAUAAGUGCUUCGCUUGUGACUCAAGAAGGCCCCAUGAUCCCUACUUUAGAAACAGCCACAGGGUGGAGAACGUAAUCUCCCUCCAGGACCGGAACGGGGAGUUCACAUGGUGGCAGGCUGUCAAUGGAGAGGAAAAUGUCAGCAUUAGGCUCAACCUAGAAGCUGAGUUCCACUUCACUCACCUCAUCAUGAAAUUUAAGACCUUUAGACCGGCGGCCAUGUUGAUCGAGCGCUCGGCUGACUUCGGACGCUCCUGGAGGCCCUACCGCUACUUCUCCUACAACUGCACCAGAACCUUCCCUGGAGUGCCCACGCACGCCCUGCAGCUCAUCGACGACGUCAUCUGCGAGGAGCGCUACUCGGACAUCGAGCCGUCCACUGAGGGAGAGGUUAUUUAUAAAGUGCUCGACCCUUCCAUUCACGUCAAGGACCCAUACAGUCUGGAAAUCCAAGAAAUGCUUCGCAUCACUAACCUGCGCAUCAACUUCACUAAGCUGCACACUCUGGGGGACGACAUGCUGGACCGGCGUGCGGACGUGCUGCAGAAGUACUACUACUCUCUGUACGAGCUGGUGGUGCGGGGCAGCUGCUUCUGCUACGGCCACGCGUCCGAGUGCGCCCCUGUGCCAGGAGUGGACAUCAGAGAGAGUGGCAUGAUCCAUGGGCGCUGUGUGUGCAAACACAACACAGAGGGGCUGAACUGUGAGCGCUGCAGAGACUUCCACAACGACCUACCCUGGAGACCAGCCGAGUCCGACAACCCACACACCUGCAGGGAAUGCAACUGUAAUGGGCACUCAUCGGAGUGCCACUUUGACAUGGCAGUGUAUCUGGCCACCGGGAACAUCAGCGGAGGUGUCUGUGACAACUGCCUCCACAACACCAUGGGCCGCACCUGUGAGAUGUGCAAACCCUUCUACUACAAGGACCCUUCUAGAGACAUCCGCGACCCGGUUGCCUGUGUUGCGUGUGACUGUGACCCGGUGGGCUCUGUGGAUGGUGGCGUGUGCGACAGCCACACGGAGCCUGAGCUGGGCAUGAUCGCUGGGCAGUGCCGCUGCAGGGAGAACGUCAGGGGCCCCCGCUGUGACUUCUGCAAGGAGUCCCACUACGGCCUGAGCCAGAACAACCCCAAGGGCUGCCAGCCCUGCAAUUGUGAUCCUCGUGGAACCACCAUGCUGGGAACGCCUUGUGACCAGAUCAGUGGAGACUGCUCAUGCAAGCGAUAUGUCACCGGACGCAACUGUGACCAGUGCCUGCCAGAGUUCUGGGGCCUCAGUAAUGACAUGGCUGGCUGCAGAGCCUGUGGUUGUGACUUCGGGGGAGCCUACAACAACAAGUGCAUGAUGGAUAAUGGUCAGUGCGACUGUCGCCCUCACCUGAUUGGCCGCCAGUGUGAUGACGUGCAGCAGGGCUACUUCUGUGCCGCGUUGGACUACUACAAGUACGAGGCCGAGUCUGCCGUCGGACACUCACCCGAUGACCCCGCACUGCCUGGGAGGCCCCGGCCCCAAGCUGAGACGGACUGUGUGGAGCAGCUGAAUAACCAGUUGCGGAGGAACCGGCGCCACCGGCGCAUCGCCACGGCCCAGCAGCAGAGACGGCAGCACUCCGAGGCCAGCGCCACCGCGCAGAGGAAGAUCCGCCAGAUCCGCCAGCUCCAACAGACGCCGGACGUGAAGGUUGUGCACAGGGAGAGGUUGGACCUGGGGCCUGGUUUUGCUCGGGUCAAAGAUGGCGCAGGCCUGGUCUUCACCAUUGACAACAUUCCCUAUGCCAUGGAGUACGACAUCCUGAUCCGCUACGUAGCUGAGUCUACUGAGGACUGGGAGGUCAUUGUCAGCUUGACCUCCACACACCUGGCGAUGAGCCCCCGCUGUGGCAACCUGCUGCCCACCGAGCAGAUGUACACAGUCACCCUCCCCCACAGUGGCAGGCACGUCAUGAUGCCGCGGCCCUUCUGCUUCGAGCCGGAGAACCGCUACACCAUGGCCAUCCGCUUCCAGCGCCACGGCGUCACCCACCGCUACCUCACCGCCUUCAUCCUCGUCGACUCGCUGGUGCUGAUCCCUAAGUACACGGAGCUCCCAGGGUUCAGUGGGAGCGGCGCUCUGGCGGAGCAGCGGCGCGAUGAGAUGCAGCGCUACAUCUGCCUGGACUCCUUCCUGGCGCCGCGCUCCCCGCGCCCCCCGCUGGCCGACAUGUGCACCAAGCUCAUCUGCAGCAUCUCCGCCAUCAUGCACGACGGAGCCCUGCCCUGUCACUGUGACCCUCAGGGAUCACUGAGAAGUGAGUGUGAGCGAAUCGGAGGUCAAUGCCACUGCAAGCCCAACGUGAUUGGCCGACGCUGUGACCAGUGCGCUCCAGGGACCUAUGGAUUCGGACCGCAUGGCUGCACUGCGUGUAACUGCCACUCCGAGGGCUCGCUGGAGCUGCAGUGCGACCCCCACACAGGGCAGUGCCCGUGCAGGCCGGGGGCAAUGGGGCGCCAGUGCUCCGACUGCCAGCCUGGCCAGUGGGGCUUCCCCAGCUGCAGGCCCUGCCAGUGCAACGGGCACGCGGACUCGUGCGACUCCUACACGGGCGCCUGCCACCAGUGCAGAGACUACACUGACGGCUACCAGUGUGAGAGAUGUAUGAACGGUUUCUACGGCAACCCUGUACUGGGAUCAGGAGAGCACUGUCGGCCAUGUCCGUGUCCUGGCAACCCUGGUAGUGACCACUCCAACGGUGACUCCUGCUAUGCUGACCAUUCCUCCAACCAGAUCAUCUGCAGCUGCAAGCAAGGCUUCACAGGCUCACGCUGCGACCAAUGCGCCCCCGGUUACUACGGCGACCCCGAGCGUCCGGGAGGCGAGUGCCGUCCGUGCCGGUGCAACGGCAACACCGACCCGCAGGACCCCGAGGCGUGCGACGCCCGCACCGGCCGCUGCCUCAAGUGCCUGUACAACACCGACGGCUACGCCUGCGCCGAGUGCAAGCACGGUUUCUACGGCAACGCCCUGGUGCAGGACUGCAGGCGCUGCACCUGUGUGACGGCGGGCACGCGUCCUGAGUACUGCACCGACGGCCUGUGUCACUGUGACCGGCAGACGGGGGCCUGCCCGUGCCGAAACAACAUCGAGGGGCACAACUGCGACCAGUGUGCCCCCAACCACUGGAACUUUGGCAUGGACUGGGGCUGUGAGCCCUGUGGGUGCCACCCACAACAUGCCCGGAGUACCCACUGCAACAUGUUUACUGGUCAGUGCCACUGUCAGCCCGGCUUUGGAGGGAAGCAGUGUACAGAAUGUGAGCAGCUUCACUGGGGAGAUCCACGCGUGGAGUGUAAGGAAUGUAACUGCCACCCACUGGGCUCCGAGUCGGCUCAGUGUGACCAAACGACGGGCGCGUGCGAGUGCCGAGAGGGGGCGUCCGGACGCCAGUGUGACGAGUGUGCCCGUGGGUACACUGGCGCGUUCCCCAAGUGCGUGCCCUGCCACCCCUGCUUCCAGCUUUGGGACGACAUCGUGUGCCAGCUCCGCCGCGACCUCGACUACAUCCGGGGCAAGGUCGAGAUGAUCCUGGAGACGGGCAUGGUGCCCGGGGUGAGCGACGCUCGCAUCCAGGACCUGGAGAGAAAACUGAGCCAGGUGCGCGACCUGAUCAAGGACGGAGAGCACGACCGCAUUUACCACGUCAUCGCCCAGUCCAUUGAUGAUCUGAGGGCAGAGAUCGCGUUGACAGAUGGACGUCUGAUGGCCACCACCAGGGACCUGGAUCAAGUGGAGGAGCAGGACAGGCACCUGAAACGAAAUCUGACCAGUCUGGAGGAGGAGCUGACCAACCUGAACGCCACCCUGGCCGGCCAUCGCAAGCAGCUGGAGAACUACCUCAGUGCAGGGUUUGCAGAUCAGUUUGAGAAGGUGAAGCGCUACUACCGGGAGUCCCAGGAGGCGGAGCAGCGCUGCAACGCGUCCGUGUCGGGCCCCAGGAGCCCCGUGGAGCAGUCCCGCCGCACGCGCAAGGAGACGGAGGACCUGCUGGACAAGAGCCGAGACCGCCUCCUGCGCUCGGUCGCCGCCCACAAGAAGUCCCUAUCGGAGCUGGAGACCAAAGCGCACGAGGUGGACAGAAAGGUGCACCACCUCAGCCACAAGGUGUGUGGUGGCCAUAGCAACGCCAGUGUCAACGGAAGCUGCCCAGACAGUCCGUGCGGGGGUGCCGGUUGCCGCGACGAGGAGAACCAGCGUGUGUGUGGUGGACCCGGCUGUAACGGAACCAUGAGUGCGGCCAUCGGGGCACUCACACUGGCCAAAGACGCCAGCGGCAACCUGACGGCCAUCAGUGAUGAACUACAGAGCAUUUCCAAGAAGCUUCAUGAUGUUUCACUGAUGACACAAGACGUGAAAACCCAAGCCAUGACUACGCUAGAUAAAGCCAGGGAGAAGAAGGACGCCUUUGAGAAGAACAACAAAGACCUCAAGAAUUUCAUUCAGACCAUCAGAGACUUUUUAACUGAGGAAGGAGCUGACCCAGAGAGCAUUGAGAAGGUGGCUCUCCAGGUGCUGGCCAUCUCCCUGCCGGUGAACCAGACGGUCAUGAACAACCUGGUCAACCAGAUCAAAGACAGCAUCAGUAAUCUGACAGACGUGGAUGGCGUGUUCAACCACACCUCUAAGGAGCUUGAGAAGGCAAAGGACCUGCUCGAUAGAGCACGGGAUGUCAAGGCUCGGGCUGAGGGAGUCAAAGAUGCCGUCAAUGACACCAAAAAUGCCCUGAGUGCAGCUGAGAAGGCCAUAGAAAAAGCAAAGAAUGCCACCGAGGUUGCCAUGAACAACCUGAACAGCACCAGAGAAGCUACUGCCAUGGUGGAGGAUAACCUCACUGAUCUGGAGCGCAAGCAGAUGGAUGCCAUGAUGCGGCUGGCCAGGCUGUCGGAGGAGAUCGAGGCCCUGAGGAACAAGACAGAGCUGAACAGGGAGAUGGCCAAGGAGGCCAAGGCUCAUGCAAACAACGCCACAGAGGCAACCGAUGCACUGAAGGAGGAUAUGACUAAGGCCGAGGAACUCUAUGACGAGCUGACCAAGAAGGUAGACUCCCUGGGCGGCAGUGCGACUGGCAACAUCAACCAGAGGGCCAAAGACAUGAAGAAAGAGGCUGAGGACCUGCUGAAGAAAGCCACUACCAGCCUGGAGAAGCUAAAGAAUCUCGAGAAGAAGUUCAAGAAGAACGAGCGGCGGAUGCAGGAGCAACGGGACGAUCUGUUGACGUUGGAGCAGAACGUGACCAAAGUGAGGGAGCAAAUCCGAGAACGGGCACAGGGAUACAGCACGUGCACUUAAACCCCACCCACCACUGCUGCUACGAGCCAAUCAGCACCUCAAGACACAGCGGAAGGCCACGCCUCCUCUUAACGGACUUUAAAAUGUUACCACUCAAAGCCAGUGUGUUGCCAUAUUGCUGACAUAGUCAAGGGAAUCUUUCCCUGUAUCGUUAUAUGUACUGUAAUGCCACAAUGUAAGCUGCCCAACAUGCUACUACUGACACGACACAAUACGCCAGGGGUCUCCAACAAGUAGCUCAUGAGCUACCAUUAGCUCCACACCUAGCACUCCAGAAGGUUUAAGGAAAUUUUUCAUAAAUCUGUUAAAAAAAGUCACUUGGUAAACCUUUUAGAAUUAAUUAUUCUCAAAUCAAAUGUACAGUGCAAACAGAGAAGAUAAAGGAUUUGAAAGGAGCCUUAAAAUUCAUAUAAAGCGUAUUCAGCUGUUUUGGGUGAAAACAUGCUGCUACUAUUAGCCUACAAAACAUUGGUAGUGCUCAGCCAUGUUUAUUUUGUUGAGUAGCCCUCAAAGGAGAAGAGGUUGGAGACCCUUGCAAUAAGCUGAUUCUAGAUUAUUUUUUUUCCCCUACCAAUCAAAUGCUUGAAAUGUCAAUAUAGCCAACCACACUUUAAUAAUACACUGGACCUGGGUAAAUGAAUGGGACACUGAUUUGCUGCUUAUAAGUUUAGAUGAAACCACAGAAAGGUGAGGACUUGGGAUUGCCAGGGGUGGGCAGGGACAUGUUAUGAAAUUGUUUAGGACAGGGGAGAUGAGGGUCUGUCCCUAUGCCCAUACUGAUAUGUUUUUGUUUGUCUAUUGUACACUCAACUGAAACAUUGUGUAUACCAGAAGAAGAUGAUAGUCUUUUUCUUCCUAAGGUUAUAGGAAGGUAAGAUUAUUGGCUGAGUUUGGUAAUAUUACAAUAUGUUUUGGUUUUUACCAGUGUCUCAAACGGUGAUACAUUUAGCAGUGUAACACGUCACUGUAUGCAGUAAAUGAGUUUUGCCUAAGGUGAAGGUGGGGAAUAUAUAUUUGAGGAAAAAUAUACUUAAACAAAAGGGGGGAGGGGGGUGGUUUUCAUUUAUACUGUGAUUAUAUUUGUAUCUCUUUACUUCCAAACACACUUGAAUAACUUCUAAAAUUCUAAAAACAUUGCUGAGCUGAAUAGACAUACAUGUAGAAUUAUAUAAUUCUUGUCCUACAACAAAUUACUAUUGAGAUGGGUACGUAGUCAGCAGUGUUCUGCACUGUAGACUUUCAAUUUUUAAAACCUCCAAAAAAAGAGAGCUUGAGUUUUCCCAGUAACAGACCAACACACAUUUUGGUAUGCACACUUCACCAUGAAUAACUUAAUGUUUGUACAUUUCUGCUGUUUAUUUGUGACAAAAUAAAUGAAUAUACAGUA
Messenger RNA from Sardina pilchardus (European sardine), 7116 nucleotides. It is a transcript of the gene lamb2l, whose product is annotated as laminin, beta 2-like. Gene Ontology annotation, biological process: tissue development; animal organ morphogenesis. The coding region runs from base 165 to 5729 and encodes 1854 amino acids. The transcript is spliced from 35 exons. NCBI's taxonomy places the organism in Eukaryota, Metazoa, Chordata, Actinopteri, Clupeiformes, Clupeidae. The record is from RefSeq and is a predicted model, not a curated record.